CCUGACUGUCCUGAUAAACAGUCAGUGGAAUAACUGUUACAGAGUACUCGAACCUGUAACUCACAGCUGAUGAGCAUCAGGUGAAUGUGAGGAGAUCUGAAGAUGACAUGAUGAUAUCAAAGAAUGUGUGAUCUUAUCUUGGAUUACAUUCCUGGUGAACUCUGAAUGGGAAUACUCAUCAGAUAGCCUAUGAUGGAAUACCAACAACAUUAAGUUUAUUUUUCAGCAUCCUCCUGUCAGCAUUGACCAGAACUGUACAUACCACAACAACUUUGUGUCCUGAGGAGUGGGCUUUGGUGAGGGCUCUUCCACGAUGAGAGACCGCUUGGAAGAGCUGCAGCAGAGGGCUCAAGAGUUUUCUGGGGCAGCAAGCGAGAAUACCAACCCUUUCACAGAGGAUGGUGAUAAUGUCGACUCUGAGGUGGUCGGGGUCAUAAUUCCACAGGCUGUGAUGUUUGAGGAGGAGCCAAUCAUUGAGAAUUUCUUGUCUGAGGCUCAGAAAAUCAGAGAUGACAUCACUGCGCUGGAGACGGAGGUUCUAACAUUCACCCAGCAGCAAAAGACCCUGGUGGCAACCAUGCGUCGUUUCAGUGUGAUGAAGAAAGAGAGCAGCAUAACACGAGACAUCAAGCUCAAGGCUGAAAGCCUCCACCGACGAUUAGAUGCCCUUUCAAAACAGGUCCAAAGAACUGAGGACCAGCAGGGGUCUACUGCUGUAACAACAAGAAUACAACGCUCCCAGCAUGCAGCACUGUACCGCAAAUUCCAGCAGGUAAUGCUGCAGUAUAAUGAAGGUCUGCUGACAAAGCAGGAGUGCUGUAAGCACUUCAUUAUCCGGCAGCUGGAGGUAUCGGGAAGGGAUGUGGCGGAGGAGGAGGUAAAUGAGAUGGUCGCCACAGGAAAAUGGGAGGUCUUCAAUGAGAACCUGCUGAACGAUGCCAGAAUCACACGGUCACAACUAUCUGAGAUCGAACAGCGACACAAGGAGUUGUUGAGCCUGGAGAACAAUAUGAAGGAGCUGAGGGACUUGUUCAUGGACAUUUUCAUGCUGGUGGAGGAACAAGGGGCCUACAUUGAACACAUCCAGACCAAUGUAGAGAGGACACAGGAUUAUGUGGCUACAUCUAAUGAGAAGUUCAAGAUGGCUGCCAGAUAUAAGAAGAAGAACCCACUUAGACAGCUGUGCUGCUGCUGCUGCCCUCCCUGGAGAUGCUGCUUAUAGCACAUCUACAGCUUUACCUCAACAGUCAUUCCAAAUAAUGUUUUAUUUCAAUAGUUUUACUUACCUGUUGGGAGUAAGCAACACUGUAUUCAAGUGUCGUUAAAGUGAAGGUUAUGGUGCUGUAGUUUUUGAGCAGAGCAACAGUGAAGACAGAUUCAGCAGAGCAUAGAAAACAAUUAGGGGGAAGGGCCAGAAUUGGUAUUUGAGGCACUUGUUUCUUUCAAGAGGAUGUGAAGCGACCACUAUUGGAAGAGACAGUUCAGUGGGUGCUACUCACCAACACUGCUGCUUAUUGGAGACCUUCACUGUCAUCUGACAGAGGUCACAAACAAGGGGAGAUCACUGCCUCUGCCACUGCCACUGCAAGAUCAGCAACACUGAUAUUUCAUGUUUGUUUGUUUGUUUUUUUUUUCAAAGGAGCGUCUCAUCUUUUUUUUUGUGUCACAGGAGCUCCAGUUAAUGACCAUGUAUUUUUUAUACAGUAUAUAAGCACUUUAAAACUAAUCUAUAAUAUUACUCUUUUCUGCAGAAACUAAACUGUACUGUAUUAGAGAAAGAUUUUCUCUCUGAGAGAUUUUGAGUCACGACAUAUUCAUUAAAUUUUUGGUUCACAUGCUGAUGAAAAAAGACCUUGUUUUACAAUUAGUCAUUAGUCUCAUUUGCAUUUCAAAGUCUGAUCAUUUUCAGUGAAAAAAAUGUUAUUAAUUUAUUCAGUUUCACAGAGGGCAGGACUGAAGUAAAACUCUGAAUAACAAGCCAUGAUCAAAAUAUUUCUAUCAUGAUCUAUCUAUCAGAAAAUCAUUAAAGUUAUUGUUAAAAAAAAAUA
Messenger RNA from Lates calcarifer (barramundi perch), 2048 nucleotides. It is a transcript of the gene stx19, whose product is annotated as syntaxin 19. The record is from RefSeq and is a predicted model, not a curated record. The transcript has 5 exons. Gene Ontology annotation, biological process: exocytosis; intracellular protein transport; synaptic vesicle fusion to presynaptic active zone membrane. Bases 314 to 1222 code for a protein of 302 amino acids. Gene Ontology annotation, molecular function: SNAP receptor activity; SNARE binding. Gene Ontology annotation, cellular component: plasma membrane; synaptic vesicle; SNARE complex. Lineage: Eukaryota; Metazoa; Chordata; Actinopteri; Centropomidae.